AUGGCAGAUUUGUCGCUGUAUUUAACUAAUGCCAACAUUUCACUGGGCCAAACUAUGGAGUCUGAAAAGAGCCUUGGUGGGGUGACAGACUUUGAGACUGUUGAGAUGGGCGAGCCAGCGGGGGGGCAGGGGAGGGAGAGGGUCCGGGUGCCCCGGAGGACCAUCUACUUUGCCAGUGGCGAGACCAUGGAGGAGUACAGCACCGACGAAGAGGAGGAAGAGGAGGAGCCUGUGAAGAAGGAUGUUGUGACUGUAGAUCCGUCCAAGCUCACCUGGGGUCCAUAUUUCUGGUUUCACAUGUGGAGAAUGGCCACAUCCACUGUCUCAGUGUGUGACUUCUUAGGAGAGAGACUGGCCUCUCUGUUUGGCAUCACAACUCCUAAAUACCAGUAUGCUAUUGAUGAGUACUACCGUAUCAAGAAAGAGGAGGAGGAGGAGGAAGAGGAGAACCGUCUGUCUGAGGAAGCCGAGCAUCGCUUUGUAGAGCAGCAGAGGAAGGAGCAGGCAAACCUGGGACCCCCUCAUUCCCCUGCCACGGAGCAGCCAGAAGCGUCCGGAGCCUCCUUUGUCAAUGUCAGCUUUGAACUGGACCCUGAGCCUCCACUCAACGCUCCAGACAGAGUCCCUGCCCCCCUCCCCUCCUGAAAACUGACAGCCAACACAAACUGCUCUCAUUAACAGACUUCUAACUCUUUACUUGCAAAGCCCCCUUUCACUUAAUUUGCACAGAUUAAUGAUAUUGCUAUUUUUGUAUGGGUUUAUUUGGUAAAUACAGAUCUUCUGUCGCAGGGAAAAGUUAAAAAGGGCUGUUUAAGUUGCUGGAUUGCCUCUAUAUAUGAAUGUUAUUUUUCUAUAUAGUGUGUAAUUACUUGCACGACAGAGACAUGACAAAACUGUUUACAGACUAGAAAAACAACUUAACGAUUGUACUGGGUUUGGCGUCAGCUCAGUUUUAUUCGCAUCAGAUCAAAAAUGAAUGCUGGAUUUUCCUCUCUUCUUUUUUCAUUUUUUAUUACAUUAAUUUGAAACCUGAGCUCUUUUUAAAAAUUUGUUGGUCAAAGAAAAUCCUGCAUUUGAACUUUGAAGGAAGUCCACCCUCAAAUGAAAGUGUGUUGGUUCCAGCCCAGGAACAUCUGUUGAUGUCAACAUAUAUGCAAAGGAAUUUAAUUAAUCUUGCUUUUAUUUAAUGAUGUGAGCUAAAACGGCACUGCCCGGUCAUUGUAGCCCUCAGUCUCAGCCUGUGCUCCCUGUCUCUGACACAGUGUCUUGUUGCCAUUUUUCUGGUUACAGAUUGUAACAGAGCUGUAAGAGCCAGGAUGAGAGAGAGGAUGUAACUGGAAAUAUAAAAUAGCUGUAGACUUAAAGUUCAUACUGACACAGACGUAAGCCUGCUUGCAUUGCAGGGCCAAGCCGAGGGGCUGAGUGAUCAAGAGCUAACUUUAGUUAAUGUGUCAAAUGUCAACAUGGCCUAUUAACGUUUUGUUUCCUUUCACAGUCAGUUUCUCAGCUCAGAUGUGGCACUGUGAUACGCAGCCGUUUUGUGUCUGUCCUGAUAAGCAUUUAGUAUACAAAGUAUGGCCAGCUGUGCUCAGCUCUGUGAUGACUCAGGCUUCUGCAUUGCCAGUCAGAGAGCUCACAGAUGCCAGUUGUAACUAUAAUACCCCUGGCCCAGGUGCCUAUAAUAUAUUCAGAGACUUAUAGUUUAAUGAUGUACACUACAUUGUCUUGUUUUUGCCACAUGAAGAGUGCUACUGUGGCUUCACUUGAUGUCAGACCAUGCCUGUAGUGCUGUUUUUUUUUGUUUUUUUUCCGCAGAAGUAGCGACUGAAGCCAGACAGUUGGCUUGUGUGCUAAAAAGCAGCCUGUGUUUGAUGUCAACAGACCACUUAUAACCUUACCUUUAAAGAAGGUUUUGAAUGCCAGUAUGUUUUUUUUUUUUGUUGUUGUUGUUGUUUUUUUUUUCAAGAUAUCAGGGACUCAUCAUAAUAUGGAAUACAAGCUUCUGUUACUCUUCAGUGCUGAAAAACAGCAGUAGCCUGCAGUUGGUGGUGGAUAGUAGCAGCCACUGUUAAUGUCAUCAAUUAGAAAUGCAUUUCUUUUUAACAUAGUAAUACAUUAGCAAUGUUUUCAGGUGAUGCAGGUGAGUAAAACAGAAAAAAUGUCUGGAAAUGUACUGACAGUCAUGCAGUCACAAUUGAUUAAACUGACAAGCUACAUCGUCUCACCAUUGAAAUUACUUUAAACAGGCAAAAGUGUCAGGACUGAACCAGACUGACUGCAGCCUCCUGUUUAUCAUUACCAAGUCCAUUGUCAUUUUAGGGGCUAGAAAUUUGGGGUAAUAAAUUUCAAAAUGGUAUCAGUUCAGAAGACAACCAGCCAUCUUUGGUUGGCAUACUCACUCCAUUCUUUCUUUUUCAUGUACAGUGUAUGUAUUCCUUUUUAUUUAUUUUCUGUUUUUUUUUUUUUUUUUUUUUUUCAUAUUGUCCUGAUCAAAUAGAGUAGCAAUUUGCUGCAAAGCUGAAAAUGGGGCCUGUGUGUAUGUGUAAAUAUCAAAUGCACCUCUCUUUAACAUGAUUCAUUUCAUUCGGUAGUCCUGGCCCUACCAGCUGCCACCGUCAUAAAUCACAUCUUAAGUUUUCGUUUCAUUUCAGCUCUAAAUGUGAUUAAAACAUUCAGUGUGUGAGCAAAGUUUGGCGUUCAGUGGCUUUAUCUCUUAUUGUAACUAAUGAAGGAUAACAGUUCUGCUCACAGUGGGAAGCUGGAAAAACCAUCCGAUUCACCUACACAUUCUGUGAGCUGGUUUUGGAACUAUUUAAAAAGAUUUUUUUCAGUUUUAAUGGAAUUUAUAUUUCUAUUUAAUGUGUAUUAAUAAAACAUUGAAAAUUAA
This is a messenger RNA of Myripristis murdjan (pinecone soldierfish), 2887 nucleotides long. RefSeq names its product family with sequence similarity 177 member A1 (gene fam177a1a). Lineage: Eukaryota; Metazoa; Chordata; Actinopteri; Holocentriformes; Holocentridae. The transcript is spliced from 5 exons. The coding region runs from base 1 to 645 and encodes 214 amino acids. The record is from RefSeq and is a predicted model, not a curated record.